This is a messenger RNA of Ilex paraguariensis (yerba mate), 1431 nucleotides long. The record is from the annotation of a GenBank genome assembly. Lineage: Eukaryota; Viridiplantae; Streptophyta; Magnoliopsida; Aquifoliales; Aquifoliaceae.
AUGGACAUAAACUCCGCACUUUCGGUGCCCUUGUCGAUCUUAGCUGCAAUUGCCUUUCUCAAGUUCUUAUUGCACAAAAAGAACAAUAACCACAAAAAGAAUAAGAAACUACCUCCUGGAGAAAUGGGGCUUCCUUGGAUUGGCGAAACAAUGGACUUCUACAAAGCCCAACGAAGAAACCGGUUAUUCGAGGAGUUUGUUCAGCCGCGGAUCACAAAAUAUGGAAAAACCUUCAAAACAAGGCUGAUGGGAUCACCAACAGUGGUGGUGAAUGGAGCUGAAGCAAAUCGCUUCUUCUUGUCCAACGAAUUCAAGUUGGUGAUAAGCUCAUGGCCUUCUUCGUCGGUCCAGCUUAUGGGGAAGCAGUCUAUCAUGGAAAAACAAGGGGAGGCUCAUCGGUUCCUCCGCGGGGUUAUAGCCACCAGUCUUAGUUCUGCUGGGCUGGAGGCUAUAGUGCCCAAAAUGUGUGAAACAAUUCAGUUACACUUACAGAGGAACUGGAGUAGUGGACAAGAAAAAAUUAGUCUAUAUGGUCAGACAAAAAUUGUGACAUUUACAAUCGUGUUCAAGUGCUUGUUUGGAAUUAAUGUGGAACGAGGAAUAUUGGAGACAUUUGGGAGAGUGUUGGACGGGGUUUUCGCUCCUCCAAUUAAGUUUCCAGGCUCGAAAUUUUCAAGGGCAAAAAGUGCAAGGCUGGAGAUCGAAAAAAUGCUUCUUGAUGUUGUGAGACAGAAGAGGAAGGAGAUGGAAGGCGGGACAGUACGGGAUGGAAAAGGGAUGCUACUUUCUCAGUUGGUGGCAGGGCUGGUUCGCGGAGAGAUUAGUGAGGAGGAGGUUGUUGAUAACAUCGUUUUGCUAGUGUUUGCAGCUCAUGAUACCACUUCUUUUGCCAUUGCAAUGACAUUUAGAAUGUUGGCUCGUCAUCCAAACUUCUAUUCAAUCCUCCUUCAAGAACAUGAAGACAUAAUCAGGAACAAAAGACCUGGUGAAACUCUAACGUUGGAAGACACGAAGAAGAUGAAGUAUACGUGGGAAGUUGCUCGUGAAAGCAUGAGGCUGUUCCCUCCCAUCUUUGGCUCAUUCAGAAAAGCAAUUGUUGACAUUGAGUAUGAAGGAUUUACGAUUCCAAAAGGGUGGAAGGUGUUGUGGACCGCAUACGGAACACAUUACGACGCCGAGUAUUUCCGAGAUCCUAUGAAAUUCAAUCCGAGUAGGUUUGAGGAGCCUGUUCAGCCAUAUGCUUUUCUUCCAUUUGGGGGAGGACCAAGGUUGUGUGCAGGCUACCAAUUGGCCAAGUUGAAUAUCCUCAUAUAUCUGCAUUAUGUUGUAAGUCGUUACAACUGGUCCUUACUGUAUCCUGAUGAGCCAAUCUCCAUGGAUCCCCUUCCAUUCCCUUCUCAUGGCAUGCCCAUGAAAAUUUCUCCAAAGUGA